Leptinotarsa decemlineata (Colorado potato beetle) is the source of this 2789-nucleotide messenger RNA. RefSeq lists its product as uncharacterized. The record is from RefSeq and is a predicted model, not a curated record. NCBI's taxonomy places the organism in Eukaryota, Metazoa, Arthropoda, Insecta, Coleoptera, Chrysomelidae.
UGCAACAAAUUCCGGACAUACUUCACCUCUGUCAAAAUGGCUAAGAAAGGCCAAGCAGUGCAAUUGCAAACAGAAGUUACCAAUGAUGAAGAGUGGGAAAAACUGCUGCAGAGAGAUGGGCUUAUUGUUGUGGAUGUGUAUUCUGAUUGGUGCGGUCCCUGCCUUGGCAUGUCUGCCAACCUGAAGAAGCUGAAACUCGAAAUAGGAGGAGACAUGUUGCAACUGGCGAUGGCCAAAUCUGAUAAUAUCACUGCUUUAGAGAGAUUCAGGAACAAAAGCGAACCGACGUGGAUGUUUAUCUCUAAAGGGAAAAUGGUGAACCUCAUGUUUGGUGCCAAUGCCCCAAAAUUGACCAGGCUAAUAAUAGAAGAACUAAACAACGAGAAAUUGGCAGCGAGUGGGGAGAAAAAAAGAGAUAACAUUCUGGAGGUCACAGACAUGACGGAUGUGGAGAAAGCUCGUUACGAGGCUACGGAAAGUGUAGCAAGAAAAGCGAGAGAGAAAGAGGAAGCAAAGCGGGCCAAGGAGAUUCACGACAGAAAGGUUGCAGAGUGUCACAAUAUCCUGAAUAACCUUCCUGGAUUCGGAGUUGUGGUUAUUUUUCCCAACGCGAGGGACAAGUAUAUGGAAGUGAUGUCAGACCUUAUUCACGAGGCCGGUCUGUCUAUCCAUCAAACGGAGAAGGUUAAUAUGACCCAAGAACAUCUCGAUGAUAUACUGUAUUUUUGCGAAAAAGAGGACGAAUUCGAUGAUCAUUCUUUACAAGACUUGAUGGCGAGACAGUUUCUAGUGCUUUUGAUGAAGCCCUCACCUGGCACAGAAUUAGAAGAUCUAGACGAAGCAAUAUUCACCUUAGUAUACGGCGAGCCCAAAAAACCUCCCGGAUCAGAAGACUGCCCCUACCAGCAACUCCUCUUCAAAGAAGAACCCAAAGAAGACGAUGACGACAGUAAAGAACACCACACUCUGAUCGGCAUAUGGGUUCCCCCUACAAAAUUUCUCAAAGCUACAUGCCUGAGGUUGUUUUUUCCGAAACUUGCUAAGGAAUUCGAAGCUCCUCCUCUACAGGAAACCCCCAAGCACAUUGCUGUUGUCUUUGAUGUUAAGAAAAUGAAUGAAGUGCUGCAAAUCAUGAAUCAGUUUCCUAACGAGAUUAUGCAUUACGGUUUCUUCACUAAGGAGACUCCUGAAGAUGCGGAACUAAUUGCUAAGAGCCUGCGCAAAUUGGAGUUGCCGGAAAACAAAGGAAAAAGGACAUUCGAAGAAAAACUCGUCAUCCAAGUGACGAAGCGCAAAAGCGAAUGCCUUCUCGCUCUCGCACAGCUGGGCCCCCUCUACAUGUCCCCCAACGUAGACGAGGGGGAGAGGGAGUGCCAAAUCUUCUUCCCAGAUGACUACGCCGAAUCUCUCGACGAAGAAGACCUCCAGUUCGAAGAAGUGGACCAGGAAGAAUCCCAGCUGGAAGAACCAGAACCCGAGCCUGCCGAAGUCGAGGAAGCUGAAGAUAAAACUGAAGGGGAAGCUGAGGAAGCUACCGAGGAAGAGGGUGAUAAAACAGAAGAAGAGGGGGAGGAAGAAGAUGACGAUGAUUUGUUCGGAUUGGGUCUUGGUGAGCCUCCCCAGCCGGAAGUUUCAGAAAGCCAGGCACUUGAGCAAUUCUCUCGACCUUUACAGAAGAUCAACCCUUCUUUAGUCCGAGAACCGAUCCUUGAGGUAAAAAUCAACAAGGACUUGAUUGAAGAUCUGUUGUUCUUCGACGUUAAAUUUUCAACAACAACAAUCAAUGAUAUGUCCAACAACAGAAUCUCGUUAGCACUACUCGUCAAAAGAAGUUCAGAAAACCUUUACGGCGACAUAGACGAGGUCGUUCUCCAGCUGGUGUACGGAAAUACCAGAAAACCACCUGGCGAUGAAAAAUCGCCCAGUCAAAGGUUAAUGACGAUUGCUGACGGAGGAGAGGAAAAUAUCCUUAUAGGGAUAUGGGUACCUCCAAACCAACUAAACAAAGCCGUGGUCCUGAAGCAUCUGUUUCCGAACCUUUCUGCUAAUUACAAGUUUCCAGAUGUAGAACCCACUCCCUUCUAUGUUGCUGUUUGCUAUGACGCUUUCAAAACCCGCGAGGUCAUGGAGCUGGUGGAGCAGUAUGCCGGGCAAGUUAUGGCUUACGGAUUUUUCACCAAAGAUGUCCCCUGCGAAGCGUCAUUGAUAGCCAAGACUGUUCAGGAAUUCGAAGAGAGGACAGUUCCUACAACCUACGAAGAGAAACUUGUGAUCCAACUCAAAAAAUCCAACCCUGAAUGCAUGAAAGCCUUCGCAGAGCUAGGUCCUUCCUACAUGAGUCCUGAUGCUGACGUUGGAGAAGCUGAUUGUCAGUUGUUCUUCCCCGCUGACUAUCACGCUGUGGAAGAGGAAAUCCAAGAAGUUAAGAAGAAAUCCAAGAAGAGGAGUAAACCAAAGACGUAUGCUCAGGAAGAAACCACGUCUACAGCUACCAGCGAUCUCAACAAGGAGCAUGAAGAGCUCGAGGAAGUUGAAAGUGACGAGGAGAAAAUUGAGGAAGGUGUUGGAGACGUUACAGAGGGAGAUGGUGAGGAAGAACUGGGUGGAGCUGAUAAGGCCACGUCUCCGAUUGCAGAAGAAAGGGUGGAAGAAUGAAAUAGAACAUAGUGACGUUGUGUUUGUCAGAGUAGUACACAAAGAUGUGCUUUCAUCAGUCCUCAAUUCUUUUACCAAAAUAACUUUCUGUAAUUUAAACUGAAAGGGUAUAUUUUUAGGAGGAAUUUAGUUUU